AUGAAUAGCAUGUCGGAUAAUCAAGGCGACGAAUCUGCUUAUCAAGAAGCCAGUUACUACGGAGCAAUAGACAGCUCUCUUGGUGAUCCAGAAAAUGAUUACUCAACUGGUGAUAUGGAGCAGAGAUCGCCUCUACGAGAACAAGACCGUUUCCUCCCCAUUGCAAAUGUUUCCAAAAUUAUGAAAAAAGCCAUCCCUCCCCAAGGAAAGGUCGCCAAAGAUGCAAAGGAAUGCGUUCAGGAGUGUGUUUCCGAGUUCAUUAGUUUCAUAACUAGCGAGGCCGCCGAACGGUGCCAAAACGAAAAGAGAAAAACUAUAAAUGGUGAAGAUCUACUUUGGGCAAUGAGCAAUCUCGGUUUCGAUAACUACGUUGAUCCUCUAAAGACCUUCCUCAUCAAAUAUCGUGAUGCAAUUAAAAUCGAUUCGAGUAUAAUCAACAGCUCGGCGGAAAUGGCUGUUUUGCAACACCAACAACAACAGGCUGCCGCUGCAGCGCAGCAUGCUCACCCUCCUGGAACGGUUAUUGUCGCCGCUCCAAAUAUCCUAAAUUCAGCUGCACUUGGUCAGCGUCAAGUGACUUUAAACGGUGCGCCUGCUGGUACUACUAUUGAGCUUCAAGGGGCUGCCGGUGGAGAGGUGAAGCAGGUUGUCGUUGAAGGAGGUGAAAUCAAACCCGGAUCCACCGUUACACAAUCCUCCGGUGCUCCUACCCAUCUUACAAUGGCUAACACUGCCACUGGCCAAACAUUCUUGGUUCCUUUCUCCGGUCAGGUGGCUAUCGUCAAUGGAAAUGCUGUUGUGACUUCCGCUACGACUUAG
Molecule: messenger RNA, 819 nt
Organism: Rodentolepis nana
Lineage: Eukaryota; Metazoa; Platyhelminthes; Cestoda; Cyclophyllidea; Hymenolepididae
Source: the annotation of a GenBank genome assembly